ACUUCUCUUUAGUUUAAACGGAAGUGAACAUUGACCAUGAACAAUUUCCACGUUAGCGUUUUUUGGGGUUAUUAUAUCGACGUUUAUUGAAACCAUGUAACUCCAAAUAUGACUAAUUUAGCGGCACGGCAUCACAUACUUUUCCCAGGUAGUGUUUAGUUCGUGUUGGAGACAGGACUUGGUUGAUAGAUGGUAUCUUGGUAACGCUAUCUAGCUGCUAACGUUAGCUAACAAUGGCUAACUGUAUGGUUUUUCACACUCAAAUAACUUCCAUCAUGGAGGUGCUAGCGAAUGCAGCCGUGGCAGAGAUCUGUAAACUCGUAGACGACGACUAUGCAGUGUUUCGUUUGGAAAUGUCUCAAAGCCAGAAAGAAAACACGGCAUUGCGGAGGAAACUACAGCUACUAGAACUGAAGGUGGCACGGGAGCGCGUCCUCGGCAGUCGUCCCAGUAGUGUCAAGAUCCUCGACCGAAGCAGAGGAAUGGCAAGAGGACAUCUCACUGGAGGCCACAGCAGCUUUGUUAAGCCAGCGGGACGCAAUAAAUGGCGAGAUGACCAAUCAAUCACUGUUGAUGAGGGGAGUGGAACCUUAACCAAGGUCGUGAAAGAGUCUGCAGAGGCUGCAGGUCCUAGAGUCAAGCUGGAGAAGGCUGAAGGAGAGGAGGACCCACGGCUCAGCAGAAACAUUCAGACUGGAGCGGUUGGAGUGUCCAAUAUAGCUACGGAGGACUCCACCACCGCCCCAGCACCGCCUAGGACCCAACCCAGCAUCACGGAGGUCAGUGGAAUGCCGAACGCCGUCCUCAAGUCAGAGACAGACAAGGAGACUUUAACUGUAACACACAGGCUCUUACAUACAGGAUCUGACCACGGAUCAGACUCGGAGAGGCUGGGGCCACUGGGCUGUCCUCCUGCUCCCGGCCUAGAGUACUUUCCGGUAUUUCAUCAGAGCCAGGUUCAUUCCUGUGGUGAUGGUGACACGUUAGACACUGGUGGUGAUGAUCCGUCUUGUUCUUACUCUACAGAGAUGGACUCUGGCAACAUGCUCUUGUCUUUAGAGACACAGACUGAUCUGUCUAGUGGGGACUGGAACCGGUAUAGUAGUAAUGUAUACUCUGAUGGGUGCCUAGAUAAGAAAAGGGAGGUUAUAGUCGUAGAUGAAGGGGAUGGAGAUGUUCCUCUGACAUGGAAUGCAGACCAGACUCAAUUAGGAGGAGGACACUCACAAGGCAGAGAUUUCAUAGAUUAUAAGGAAAGUGUAGAGACUAAUCCAGAUGUCGCCACCCACUCCCCUUUACACGCGUUCAGGGAUCGCGACACAAUGUCCACAUCAAUAGGGUCUUCAGAUUCCCACAGACGCGUCCUUUUCGAUCAGCUAUUGAAUUCAAAGGACCAAAGGGCCAUGGCUCAGGAAGGGGGAGCAACAUCAGGCAGUAGUAAAGAGAAACGGUUCCUCUGCAUGUUCUGUAACAAAGGGUUCAGCUGCCUCCAGAAGGUGGAAAUCCACCAGAGGGUCCACACAGGGGUGAAACCCUUCAGCUGUACCCAGUGUCACAUGAGCUUUGCCCAGGCUGGCAACCUAAAGAUCCACCAGAGGGUCCACACAGGGGUGAAACCCUUCAGCUGUACCCAGUGUCAUAUGCACUUCUCUCAUUCGUCCAGCCUGAAGAGGCACCAGAGGAUUCACGCAGGAGAGAAAUCCUUCAGCUGCCCCCCAGUGUGAAAAUGCGUUUUCCCACCAGAACCAGCUGAGAAGCACCUGAAGGUCCACACGGGAGAAAGGCUGUUUGUGUGUACACACUGCGGGAAGAAGUUCAUAGAGGAGCUACCUCAGUGUACACCAGCUGAAAAACCAUUCCACUCUAUACCUGAAACCCUACAUUAAAGUCAAAGAUUCAUUUUAAUUUCAUUGUCAGCGGAAAGGUCCACAGAUACCUUUUGUAAUAACAAAAGUAACACAUUUCCGUCAUGAAUAUUCCUGGGUACAAUAUUUCAUUCAGCCAUUGUCUGUUAUAUACAGCAUAAAUAAACAUAUACAGUACCAGUCAAAAGUUUGGACACACCAACUCAUUCAAGAUUAUAUAUAUAUUUUUUUACUAUUCUCUACAUUAUUCGAACAAUAGUGAAGACCUCAAAACUAUGAAAUAACACAUGGAAUCAUGUAGUAACCAAAAAACAACAAAUCGAACCAUAUGAGAUAAUUCAAAGAAGCCACCCUUUGCCUUGACAGUUCCCACAUAUUCUGAGCACUUCUUGGCUGCUAUUCCUUCACUCUGCGGUCCAACUCAUCCCAAACCAUCUCAAUUUAGUUGAGGUUGGGUGAUUGUGGAGGCUAGGUCAUCUGACACAGCACUCACUCUCCUUCAUGGUCAAAUAACCCUUUCACAGCCUGGAGGUGUGUUUUGGGUCAUUGUCCCGUUGAAAAAUAAAUGAUAGUCCCACUAAGCCCAAACCAGAUGGAAUGGCAUAUCGCUGCACAAUGCUGUGGUAGCCAUGCUGGUUAAGUGUGUUUUGAAUUUAAAAAAAAAUCAUCGACAGUGUCACCAGCAAAGCACCAUCACACCACCUCUUCCAUUUUUCACGGUGGGAACCACACAUGCGGAGAUCAUCCGUUCACCUACUCUGCGUCUCACAAAGACGCGGCAGUUGGAACCAAAAAUCUCAAAUUUGGGCUCAGACCAAAGGACAGAUUUACACCGGUUUAAAGUCCAUUACUCAUGUUUCUUCUUCUUAUUGGUGUCCUAUUAGUAGUGGUUUCUUUGCAGCAAUUAGACCAUGAAGGCCUGAUUCAUGCAGUCUCCUCUGAACAGUUGUUGAGAUGUAUCUGUUACUUGAACUCUGAAGCAUUUAUUUAGGCUGCAAUCUGAGGUGCAGUUAACUCUAAUGAACUUCUCUGCAGCAGAGGUAACUCUGGGUCCCAAUGAGAGCCAGUUUCAUCAUAGUGCUUGAUGGUUUUUGCGACUGCACUUGAAAGAAACUUUCUUAAUAUUUUCCAGCGCUUGAAGAAAAAGUGAUUGAAAUGUUCCAGAUUAACUAAUCUUCUACUUUCAAGUAAUGAUGGACUGUCAUUUAUCUUUGCUUAUUUGAGCUGUUCUUGCCAUAAUAUACUUUUUGUAAACCAAAUAUACCCUCCCCUACCUUGUCACAACACAACUGAUUGGCUUAAACACAUUAAAGAAAGAAAUUCCACAAAUUAACUUUUAAGAAGGCACACCUGUUCAUUGAAAUGCAUUCCAGGUGACUACCUCAUGAAGCUGGUUGAGAGAAUGCCAAAAGUGUGCAAAGCUGUCAUCAAGGCAAAGGGUGGCUACUUUGAAGAAUGUCAAAUAUAAAAUAUAUUUUGAUAUGUUAAACACUUAAUUUAAGAUGGGAUUAAUUUAUGAUACUCUUUGAAGAGGUAGGGUUUCAGAAAUUUUCAGAAGAUGGGCAGGGACUCUGCUGUUCUAGCUUCAGGGGGAAGCUGGUUCCAUCAUUGGGGUGCCAGAACAGAAAUUAGUUUUGAUUGGGCUGAGCAGGAGCUGAUCCCUCGUAGGUGUGGGACGGCCUAGAGACAAGAUGUGGCAGAACAGAGUGGUCAGGUUGGGAUGUAAGGUAUGAGCAGUUCCCCUUGCUGCUCCAUAGGCAAGCACCAUAGUCUUAGUGGAUGCGAAGUUUUGACAGGAUGCCACUGGAGGAGUAGGGUGACAUGGGAGAACUUGGGAAGGUUGAACACAGGCAGGCUACAGUGUUCUGGAUAAAUAGCAGGGGUUUGAUAGAUCCCAGCCAAAAGAGUUGCAGUAGUCUAUACGGGAGAUGACAAGAGCCUGGAUUAGGACCUGCACCGUGUGAGGAAGGGUCGUACUCUACGGAUGUUGUAGAGCAUGAACCUGCGAGGAGCGAGUCACUGCCUUGCAGAGAAUGACCGAGUGUUGUCCAUGGUCACACCAAGGUUCUUUGCACUCUAGGAAGACACUGUGGUGUUGUCAACCGUGAUGGAGAGGUCUUGGAGCGGGCUCCUUCUUGUUGAGCUUGAGGUGCUGCGCCGACAUUAAGCUGAGAUGUCUCUCUGUGUGCCUGGCAGACAUGCAUUUGUAGUUUUCAUAUUGUGCAUUUAACACUUAUGUUUAAUAAAGACAAAAUGGGACUUUU
This is a messenger RNA of Oncorhynchus kisutch (coho salmon), 4129 nucleotides long. Its product is annotated as transcription factor Ken-like. Gene Ontology annotation, cellular component: nucleus. Gene Ontology annotation, biological process: regulation of gene expression. The coding region runs from base 234 to 1724 and encodes 496 amino acids. The record is from RefSeq and is a predicted model, not a curated record. NCBI's taxonomy places the organism in Eukaryota, Metazoa, Chordata, Actinopteri, Salmoniformes, Salmonidae. The transcript has 3 exons.